AUGACGGUACAGCAACAGCCGAACAGUCACGGCGGUGACGCGUUGCAACCACCGCAGGGUCAACCGCAUCGUUAUCAUCUGCAUCAUGAUCCUGCGUACAACAUCACCACAGCCGAGGCGGAUCUUGAUUACACCAGUGACAACAGUGUAGCGGUACUGCAGCAGCAGCAACACCAUCCAUCAGCGGGUCAUCAUCAUCUCGCUCACCAUCAUCAACAGCACCAGCAGCAACACCAUCACCACUACAUGCCAUCGAGCUCCAGUUCCUGUGAUAAUACCAAACAACCGACCCGUCUCGGCGGCAACUCCAGUGCCGGCGGGUCCUGCGACGAGAAUACUUCCAGCGUUUUGGACGUAAAUAUGGACUCGAAGAAGAUUUCACUUGCUCACAAUGGCUCAAGACUGAACUCGCCGGUUCGCUUCGGUGACGAGCGGAAGUAUGCGAACAAUCACAACCAUCAUGCGCACCAUCAUCAUCACCAUCAUCACCAUGGGCACGGUGGCCAUCACAGUCAUCACAUCGAGGUGUACAGUGACGGUACGGCCGGCAUGGACAUCAGCAAGCUGGAGGAGGAAAUAUCGGAAGAUGACCGGGGGCCACCGUUACCGCCACGGCCCGCACCGAGAACCCGCACCGCGCAACGCAUGGAAACGGCUUCCUCAACAUCCGGCGUACGGAAGUACGUCAUCUGGUGUCUGAUAUGUGGCGGCAUCUCCAGUCUGCUCGGCAUACUCUUUCUGGGCAUUUACUUCCUGCUUCGUUCGUACACCAGCACUGUGGGUUACUUCGAAACUGUGCCAACGUUCGUGCCUGCUACCCUGCUCAUGUUAACGGGCAUCUGUAUAAUGAGCCUAGCGAGGCGACGUAACCGGUACAGCUACCUGAUCAAAUUGUCCGGAGCGUGUGGACUAGCGUCGGCACUUACCUGCGCUUUGGUGACAGUGACAACGACCGUCCUGCAUAUGAGCCGCCUGCAGGUACUGCGUGAGUGUGAGUACACUCAGAAAACACGUACCUGUACCUGCUAUUCCGUGACCGCAGACAAGCAGACGGAAACCGGCGUGGACGACAGUGUGCGGUUCGUGUUCGACUCUACGUCGGACUGUGGUGUCGUGCACGGUGCACUGUACUCGUGUCUGCGUGCCGUGUUUGGUCUCUCCGUGGCUGGGGUGCUAGUGGCCGUGUUUAGCUGUAUGCUCGUGUAUCAGCUGUUGAGCCACGAGCGUAAAAAGAUGUACUGGGAGCAGCUGGAGUUGCGGUGCCGUUCGCUUUAUUCGGGUCAGCAGGGUCCGUCAGCGGUGUUGCCUUCCGGACCGGGAAUGCUUGGUAGUGGGUCCAGCGGUGGGUUAGGCGGUGCCGGACGCGCUGGCAAUUGUCGGUGCUGCGAGCAGUGCCAUGCACAUCGCAACGUGCUACCCUCGGCAUACCCGUGGGAAGGAGACAAUCGUUUCUGGACGCCGGGACAGGCCGGUAACUUCUACUCGCCCAAUCCGGGCGGUGAGGAACCGGGUACUGGUGCUCGGUUGAACGCGAGCGGAAGACGCAUGCCGGGAUGGAGCUGGCCACGAAUGCCCUGGCAGCGAAGUGAUGCAUCGCAGCGCUUGUCACCGCACAGUCCCGAUUCGCAGUACGGGUUCUCGAAUCGGGCCGGCGUGGCACCGAUGGUACCGGGUGCGGGUACGCUGCUGGGUGAUCCCGUACAACCGCGCUACAAUGUGAUCGACCAGCAGUACGGUAUCUGGGGACCACCGCCACCGUACAGUGAUCCGAACAGUCCGGCCCGGCGUGGACGCUAUCAGUACAUACAUCCGGCACAGUGCGGUCCACCGUUGAUCGAUCCGAGCGGUAUGUCCGCCCCAGGUUCGUCCAUGGUUGGCCCGUCAAAUGCGGGCGGAGCCGGUAUUGCGAUUUUGGAGUGCCAUCAACACUCGGUGAUGGGUGUGGACGUGCACGGUAUACCACAGCAGUACGUCAGCGGUCAAACGACGAUGUCGAACGGUUCGGGACAGCAGGCUCUACCCUCCAACUAUGGUCGCGGUGGCAUGGGCAAUGGCAUCGUUGGCGGAGCAUCGUCCGGAGUUUCCAACGUUAGUGGCAAUGGCUCCAAAACUAGACAGCAAACUGGAGGCUACAAGCAGCCUCAGACGAAAGAAAACUACGAGAACACACCGUCGGACAGUGACGGUCCCGGGCGGGAUCGGUUUUCCAAUACGCUACCGUUGCGCAAAGCAAAGAAACGUGUGGAAGCGGGUGCAAAAAGCAUUGGGCCAGCAAACAACAGCCAACCAACGAGUGGCAGGGUGAAUGUACAAAACGUGUUCGGCUCCAGUCAGGGUGCGCCCGGUUCGCACGAAACCUCCGAGAACGAGUACAACGAACCGAUCUUACCGUCUCCCAAUGGUGGUUCGGAUGAGUGUUCCGGGCGGGUAGGAUCGCCGCACGGUUUGCAAGUAAUGCCAGCCGGGCUGGUUCCCCACCCGCCGAGAAACCGCCGACAGAAGCUGCCCAGCGCGGUCGGUAUUGAAAACAGUGGCUUCCAGACGGUGGAGGCACUCGAGGCGGAGGCAGCAUCAGCGGUCACGGGUAAGUUGCUGGAACCGACAGAGUCCGAGGUGUACUUUGCAGACGUGAGCAGCUGCUGCAAUAUGUCCGUGAAGAAUGACAACUACUACGAGGACGCCAACCAAAGACGCAAAAAGGAGAAACAGCUGCAACAGGACCCCGCGGACGAAUACAUUGCACAACGGUUUGGCAAGCGCGAAACAUCGAUCCGUAGCCGGCAGCCGUUCCCGCAGACGGUACUCGGGCUGGGUGACAAGCCGCAGGUAAUGCCCCGAUCCUCACUGCUGCCAAAGGAUCACUCCCGCCAGAGCAUGUGUUCGAUGGAUUCGGGCGAACGGACGGACUAUACCGAUCUGUCACCGGCCACUCCCAGUACAAACUUCCCGUCGAUCGGUGCGCCCGCUAUCGGUAGCGGGAAGCAUCAACAGUCACAGCAAACCUCACCGAACGAUGCCAACCACAUCCGUCCGGAACACGAUGGGCCGACGAACGGUUGCAACUUCAUCGCCUCGUACCCGUACUCCUCGAACGAACAGAGCCAGGAGGCACACCGGCGCUCGACCAAAAACCUGCACGACAUCUUCCUGGCACCCGACUCGCAGUACGAGGUAAUGAAGGAAUUGCAUAGAUUUAAGUCGACACCACUAACGCUAACCCCCUUCGAACCACCUGACGGUGGCCGAUCAUCAUCGUCAUGCCAGGACAUGCCGGGUUCGUUUCCGCCAUCGGUAGCAGCGGCGACGGUGGCAUCCACGGGUACCGAUCGGACCGAUCGUGCGGCGGCGGGACAAUCGACAAAACCAAAAUCACCGAAGAAUCUCAACAUCACGCCAAUCAAACGCCAAAGCCUUGGCACGAACAUUAGCUCGAUCAUCCAGAACUUGAGCGGCAGUGACGUUGGGCUGCUGUAUCCAGAGGGUCGCAAUCACGGUCCGCCGUACCACCAAAGUGUCCUCGGAGCGGAGGUUUCGUCGCCUGCUGCGACGCACGCAGAUACAUCGGGCGCCUCGGUUGGCAGUCGUCGACUGCCCGUCCCAGAGGUGAACGACAGUGUCAGCAGCAAUGAGGACAACGAGGACCACCCGGUUGAUGGUGAGCGGAGACGGAGUGCUGGUGAUCGCCGAUUGUGA
Messenger RNA from Anopheles marshallii, 3693 nucleotides. RefSeq lists its product as uncharacterized. Bases 1 to 3693 code for a protein of 1230 amino acids. Lineage: Eukaryota; Metazoa; Arthropoda; Insecta; Diptera; Culicidae. The transcript has 5 exons. The record is from RefSeq and is a predicted model, not a curated record.